Messenger RNA from Chara braunii, 2362 nucleotides. NCBI's taxonomy places the organism in Eukaryota, Viridiplantae, Streptophyta, Charophyceae, Charales, Characeae. The record is from the annotation of a GenBank genome assembly.
CAGAGGAACGAGGAGAAGGGAGAAGCCUCGAUUGGAUUCAAGGCUUGCGGGAGCACGAGGAAGAAUCAGGACCGUUUAAGAAAGAGGAGAUUGAAUCUUGAAAGCUUUCAUGAUGAUGGAUCUGACAUUCGCAGCGGGAGGGAGGGAGGUGGAUUGGAGCACUGUGGUUCCCAGAUCUGUCGUGGAUAUCGAUGGGGACGAGGCGGGGGAAACUCUGGUAAAAGAUUGGGAGGGAAUGACCGUGGUGGAAAACAGAAUGGUUUCGAACCUAGCCUUCGACACCAAUUUUUCUGAUUGUAAAAUCCUUGAUCGAUCGAAGGGGACUCUUUUGCCCUUUGAGAGGGCAAACGUUUUCGGCAGUUGGGAAAAAGGGAGGUUAAGAGCGAGUUUCGGAAGGGAGCACAGAUUGAACUCUGAGGAGGGAUUGGAAGUUCUUUUCGAGUUUUUCAAUCGAAACGCUUUCUGUGUAGUGGAGAAGUUGAGCGGAAAAGGGAGACUUUGGGUAAUUGAGAAAGGAAUGGUGGAGAGAAUGUUAGAUCACUGGAUCCUAGGUGAACUACUUGCGGGAUUUACUGUUGCAAGAGCUUUUGGAAGGACACUUGAUGAAUUGAGCAAGGAAGAGCUAAGGACUGUGAAGGAGGCAUGUACGGUGGAGAAUGAAGCAUGGAAAGGAAGAGGGAGGUGGGAAUUCGUGGCUCUGGGACUGAUCAUUGCUCUGGCGGGAGGAACGAAGAGGCAACUGGUCACGAACCUGCUGAAAGGACUGGAGGGCAUCGAAUGGGAAGGAAUUGGAAUUAAAGAAGUAAAGGAGUGCGUUUCAGCAACACUGAAGGAAGCCUCCAACGAGGGGAGGGAGCUUGGAUUACAAGCCUUGGAUCUUAUGCUCCGACGCAGCAAACGCAUCGCAGCACAUGAACGGCAGGCAGACGCAGCGGAACAGCAGCUACCCCUGGCCCACCCCUCUGCAAUGGACGACCAGGGCAACCCCACAGUGGACAAUGCCGCAUCCGGCAGUCCAGGAGAGGCAUGCAACUCGAACCCCCUGGUCCCACAGGUCCAGCAGGUGGGUUCCACUGCGACACCUGCAGGAGCCCUCGAUGCUGCGCCAGUCCGGCAGCAAGGAGAGACCAUGAUGGCCUUCCUGGCCCGCCUGGGCACCAACAUGCAACAAGUACGAGAAGAACAGCAAUGCGAGGCGGCAGCCGAAACGGCACGCCUCAACGCCAUUGCACGCGAUGCGGAGCAACCGCGCCGGCAGCACGCUGAAGCAGCUGCCAACCAUAACAAAGCUCGAAAAGAUGCCGCAUCUGUCCUCAUGCAGCAGGAAGCCGCUCAUACCGCCGCAGUCCAAGCAUGGAAUGUUGAUCCGCAGGAGACAACGGAACCAACUGUGGAGGAGAAGACCAAGCAAAGAAGACGUCCGUCCACGGCAAAGCUCGGAAAACUGAGCUCCGCGGGAAGUGAGGCGACUCCACUUCCUACUUCGCCGGACACGGUUGCCUUGCUAACAACCUCCUCCACGUUCGGGGAACAUGCGUAUGUCGCCAGUCUUCACGAAGGUUAUGAAGACUAUGCUGUCCAGCUGGUCCCGUCGUUGGACCAACCUCUCCACGUGCAAGAGUCAUAUGCGUGCACGACUUCAACACCAUCGCCAAGUGAACCAGCAUCCUCAUCGACACUAUUUGGGGACUCGUCGAUAUGGUCUAGACUUGAGGAGCUCGACCCAUUGACGCUGGAGGAUUUCCAAUGGUUGCCUCUUCCCCCAUCUGGUUCCUUGCCGAAGCCGCAUUGCAACGCCCUAAUGGCGGAACUACGCACCUACUUGCACGCUACAGUACCAGCUCCGUUGAUGGAAGACGGAGUAGCGGUUGUUGACCUUCGCGAGUACAUUGUGAAGAUUGACCGCGACUACGCCACGCAACGGUAUGACAACAUCGACGCACCGUUACUCUAUGUCCGUAUUCAGAUCGGGAAGGUGACCUGCAACGCCUUGAUUGAUUGUGGAGCUACUCGCAACCACAUCAGUCAAGACUUCAUGACGCGCGUGGGCCUUGGGCUGCGUGUUCGAAGGAAAUCGCAGCCCACGCAAGUCACAUUGGUCGACGGUCGCACGCACAAUUCCAUUGACCGGUGCGUUGACUCCGUCCCCGUGGACUUCGCCCCACAUGCACGUGAGACCGUGUCCUUUGACAUAUUGGACACACAGUUUGACAUGAUUUUGGGCAUGUCGUGGCUGCGCAGCGAGGACCACCCGGUGAACUUCUACCGCCGCACCGUUCACCUUCGAGGUUCACUUGGGCGAUGGAUAAUAACCCAUUGACCUACUACAAGACGCAAGACACGGUGAGCAGCACGAUUGCUC